Tuber aestivum (summer truffle) is the source of this 1442-nucleotide messenger RNA. The record is from the annotation of a GenBank genome assembly. NCBI's taxonomy places the organism in Eukaryota, Fungi, Ascomycota, Pezizomycetes, Pezizales, Tuberaceae.
UGCUAGCGAUUCAUUGCAUCUUGAGAGGCCGUGCUGGGGAGAUGAAGUGUGUAUUGUCCCCGGAACUGAUUCUCGGGUAACGUUGCUGUCAUCUCUGCAAGCUAGAAUAAAUCCACCAUGAGGGCCGGUGGUGUGGCGCAAGAUUUGGUCAUCGAGCGACAUUGUUGGUGGCCAGGCUGGGCGAUUGGCAUAGACUUCUCUUCCCACAUAGCCCUUGUGUGGUGCUGUAAUUGUUUAAGCGUACACUACUCGAGUACAUAACUAGCCGGCCUGCCACGCUUUCUUCGCUUCUGAUGAUGGCGGGCAAGAUUGUUGUUAAUUCCUUACAUUCUACAAUUCCAAAAGACCCCACUACACUCGAGGAGGCCUUCCCGAGGUGCACGACGGCUCCCACUCCAUCCACCUAUUAUCUACAGAUACACGGGAUUGCGCUGCUACGGCACUGAGUCGUCAUGCCUUCUUCCCAAAAUUUUGCUGUCAAAACCCUGAUAUCACGAUUUGAUAAAAGUGAUAACUUGGAAAAGGAAGAACGGGAUACCGAUGGCGUGCGUCUUGUAGAGGUAUUGGCAAUUAUUAUAGCUGCCCUCACUUUACUUGCCGCGAUGAUCCCUCUCUUUCGGCGCUCACGGCUUCAUCGUUGGGUGUCCUCGCUCUUGAUUUCUCCCUUUACCAGGGUAUACCGACCCCUCCUAGCUCUCCUUAGACAUGUUAUACUUAUUCUACAUUAUUAGCCUUACAAUCCCGCACAGAAACCUCUCGGCAUCCCUAUUCCUGACCCUGAAGCGGCGGUUGUCACCACCACGGAGGACUCAAGAGCCACCCCAGUUGCUGAGCUUCCUCUGCCCGGCCCUGUCCUUAUUUACAAUGACUGUUCCAACACUUACUUUGUUGACACCCUUUCUUAUACCUUGCUGUACGACUGCGGUGGCAUCACUGGGGAAGAUGGUAGAGUGCGUCAAGUGGAGGAACCGCUGAGGCCGAGAAGGCCCGAACCGGCAAUCGCUCGGCGGUUUUCAUAAAGUUAGACAUUUUUCCUGGCCAUAAGAACCGGGAGCACGUUGAUCUUGUGUGAGUAGAAUUUUAUCUAACGCCCUCCCCCCCUUACGUUUGUAUAUGUGCGUAAGUGAUGUCUCCGUCUGGGUUUCUAAUUUUUUUGUCUAACAGGUUGGCAAUCUUUUGCGGUCUAUGGCUCUUCGUGGGAACGGGAUAAGGCAUUUGCGGGUUGGCUGCUUUUUAUGUUAGGAUGUUACGAUAGUGCUUUAGUGAAACGAGAUACGGUGCAAGAUACUUACGUUAGUUCCUUUGUCUCCUCUCCUUAAUUUCCUCUUGAUACUUUUGUAGUCCUAGAACUUCUUGAUUUCCAUCCUCCCUUUAUAUUAUUUUGAAGCGAUUAGUCCCGCCCAGGGAUCCAUCAGGGUAUAGCGUAAUUAUAUAUCUUGAUU